Messenger RNA from Linnemannia hyalina, 609 nucleotides. The record is from the annotation of a GenBank genome assembly. NCBI's taxonomy places the organism in Eukaryota, Fungi, Mortierellomycota, Mortierellomycetes, Mortierellales, Mortierellaceae.
AUGCCAGCCGAAAGAAUCAACACCGUCAAGCGAACUGUCGUCACUGCUGCCGCUGCCAGCCUCAUCACCUCAAAGGCAAAAGUCCUUAAGACUAAAGCACCUGCUGCUGCCACUGCAACCGCUGUUGGCACUGAGGCACUCGACCCUGCCAAGAAGCCUGUCGCUAUUGACGAGGACAUAGCAACUGUUCACUUGUACCCAAAAUCACAAGCGGAUCGCGAGAACGCUGUCAAUCGACACACUGGCCGCAAGGUGACACCCUUCCAGUUCCAAGUCUAUGACCUCUGUGCCCAGAUCCCGAAGGGCCAGAUCUCGACGUACAAGUACCUCUCAGACGCCCUGCGCUCAUCGCCCCGAGCUGUAGGUCAAGCCCUCAAGAUCAACCCCUACGCCCCUCUCCCUGUCCCCUGCCAUCGUGUCUUGGACUCAAAGCUCUUUAUUGGAGGGUUCAUGGGUCAAUGGGCCCACGGCGAAAAGAUUGAUAACAAGAAGGCCAAGUUGUAUCUGGAGGGGGUUGCCUUUGAUGAGACGGAUCAUGUUGUCAAGCGAGAAGCUCUGAUCUUUAAUGAUUUUUCAGUUGUCGUCAAGGCUGCUGUUGACUCUGCUUAA